Rodentolepis nana is the source of this 1635-nucleotide messenger RNA. The record is from the annotation of a GenBank genome assembly. NCBI's taxonomy places the organism in Eukaryota, Metazoa, Platyhelminthes, Cestoda, Cyclophyllidea, Hymenolepididae.
AUGAGGGUGUUACAUUGGUUCCGAAAAGGUCUCCGUCUGCACGACAAUCCUGCUUUAUUAGCCACAAUUAAUCCUCCUAAAAAAGCGACUGAGGAAACCAUUGAAAUACUCCUCCUUUACGUCUUUGAUACUUCAGGCAAAGAAUAUGGACUAAGAGGUCAUCGCCAGGCGCAAUUUUUGCUUGAAAGUCUCAUCGAUUUGGAUCAAUCCCUCCAAAAGUUGGGAAAAAAUUUGCGACUACUAGUUGUGGAAGGCGAUCCAAUUAAGGAAGUGCCAGCAAUCUGUAAGAGUCUCGAUAUCAAGUACGUAACUUUUGAGACUGACAUUGAACCUUACUCAAUAGCACGCGAUAAUGAAGUGACAAAAGUGCUGGAGGAAGAAGGAGUGACUGUUUCUCGAAUACAUGGUCAUACAAUGUGGGAUCCCGAGUUUCUGAAAUCUCAUCAUCAUCCGCCACCAACUGCGACUAAAGAUUCGAACUCCAAAGAUCUGGGUGUUCCCAUGACAUAUAAAAGUUUUUGUGCCCUCGUAAGACGUGUCUCACCUCAGGGUCCACCGAAACCUCUUCCCUCAUUCAAAGAGUAUGCAAAGUCCUGCAUUGCUCCGAAUUUACCUGAACUCAAACUCGACAAGGUUCAUAUCGGUCCACCCAGUUCAUUGGAGCAGCUUAGAAUCAAAUUCGAUCCAAUUCCCGAAAUAGGUGAUCACGUGUCUGAUAAUGAAGGCGAAAAGUUUGAACUGAACUUUCCCGGUGGAGAAAUUGAGGGCCUCAAUCGUCUCCAACGCAUGGUGGCUCAAAGGGCGGAUUGGGUUUGCUCUUUCUCGAAGCCUGAAACUGCUCCAACUAGUUUGCCAAUCUCAACGACUGGACUGAGUCCAUACAUACGUUUUGGUUGUGUUUCAGCUCGUCAUGCAUGGUGGGUUAUUGCGGAGGCUAUGCGUCCGUCGUCGAAAGCUUCAAAGACAAAACCUCCAACACAGCCACCCGUCUCACUACAUGGGCAAUUACUUUGGCGCGAAUUCUUUAAUCUAGUGGCUUCUGUCACUCCAAGCUUUGAUCAAAUCGAGGGAAAUCCCAUCUGUCGUCCAAUAGAAUGGAACGUUGACGAGACUCUUCUCUCAGCAUGGCGCGAGGCUCGAACUGGUUUUCCAUUUAUCGACGCUGCUAUGAUUCAGUUACAUCGUCAUGGUUGGAUGCAUCAUCUUGCACGUCAUUCUGUUGCGUGCUUCCUGACCCGUGGUCAACUCUGGCAAUCCUGGACUGCGGGAGCAGAUGUCUUCUCUACCUUAUUACUUGACGCUGACUGGGUACUAAAUUCGGCCAAUUGGAUGUGGCUAUCAGCCAGUGCUUUCUUCCAUCAGUACUAUCGUGUCUAUUGUCCUGUGAGCUUUGGAAGGAAGACUGACCAAGAUGGAGAUUUCAUUCGGCAUUUUAUACCAGCUCUUCGCAAUAUGCCUUCGGAAUACAUCUACGAUCCAUGGACUGCACCGAUAUCCGUUCAGAAGAAAGCUGGGUGUCGAGAUAAAAGCCUGGAAACAACAAUUUUUAUUUACUGUGACACUCCUGGUCCUGGAUUUAGGGCCUGCCCAUCCCAUUCUGAGCGUAUUGACAAGUUGAUGCGGUUCUACUGUUAA